AUGACUCAAGUCAGGUCCAGUGGUGUGGACGGGGCCACUAAAUAUACUGCUAGUAGGACGCCUUUUGUGGCUACUGGGCAAGAACAUGGCAACUGUUCAGCAACAAGACCAUACCCAAGACGUCAGACCAUGAAUACGCAGGAUCCUCUAGCAUCUCAGCUCCCAGAAAGGCCUCCUUCGAGAGAGUCCAUAACGUCCCAAGAUGCCGACAUCAGUGGGUAUUCAGCUGCGCCUUUCGGGUCGCAGGAGGGACUGGCAACUCAAUUUCAACAGUCCAAUUCCCGGCAAAAUAUGCCUUCUGCAGCCCACACGGAAUCUACUGUCUCGAAUAAUGCUCACAAUAGGAGGUUACUCUUAGGGUUCCUUGACAAAAGCAAUCGACAGAAACAUUUACCAGAGCAACAAUCACAACGCUCAGUGAUUGAUUCCUCUUCUAGAUGCACAAAAAAAGCACCCACUCCAGAUUUCGGCAUAUCUACUUCGUCGAAUAAUGUGUGGGAUGAGAGACCACUUUCUGAGGGCAUUAUCAAUGACAGCCGACAGAAACCUUCACCGGAGCAACAAUCGCAAUUCCCUAAUUCAUCCCCUGACUCCACAACUAGCUCAGAUUUGGGCACAAAUGACGAGCGCGAUGACCAAGAGGUUCACUUUAUGACGACAAGUCAAUCAAGAAAAGCCAAAAAACUUUCCCAAGGUCAGAGAAAGAGGUCAAUUAGCGAGGCACGCUCCUCUCAAAGGCACAAAACAUCCCCUGAAAAGGGUUCUAAGAAAACAGAAAUGGAUCCACAGGACGAAGUCGCCAGCUUUCAAGUUCAAUUUUCAUCGUCUUCAGAGAACCCUGCCCCCAUAACAGAGAACAGCGACAAUCACGUCAAUCCCUCGGAUGAACUUUCAGAUGCGAACCGUACGCAGUUCACCGAACCAGCUCAAAAAGAGAAAUGUUCCCGCCAUGAUCCAUGGUCUUAUAUGACAAGGCUACGUCGAAGGGAUGUCGUUAUUCCACGAGAGCAGGAAGAACUUCUUGAUCGUAAUGAUUGCUGGAUCCCUCCAGAUGUAGGUCAUCCUUAUCCACAAGGACAUGUGCCACCGACUCUGCUCCGGGAAUGGAAUGCAAAAAUGACCCGACUGUUCGCCGAUGCCAGGAGAGUACAUGCUUCUAGUCAGAAAGCUGGGCCAUGGCGAGAGCAAGAAGAUGACCCUCCACGUUCAUCGAAACCUCUAUCAGAAGAGAGUGAUUCGGAUUCGGAAGCGGAAUCUGAAGCUUCCUGGCCUCCUAGCCCUCCUCGAGAUCAACCAAAAUCUAUAGCGCCCCCAGAUAGUCCGACUCGACAGAAUAAUGACCGAAGACCAGCGGGUAUUACAGAAAACCAUGUCAAUGGGAUGGCAGAUCCUGUCAAUAAAGCAAAUCUUGACAGUCAAGCUGGGAUCGCUCAACCAGCGUCUCAAGUUGAUCAAAAUAUUGAUUCUACCCAGGGUGCAAACGUCUCUACUGACGAUAAUAAAGGUCACAUCUCAAAAUUGUCCACUCACUCUGGUGUCGAUAUUCCUUUUGGAGAUCCUGGAUCUCAGGGCGAAGCUACUGAGCUUAGUGAUGACUCUGACAUGGAGAUGGCUGUUCCCCAGGCUCUACUUGUUCAAUCUCAGGAUAUUGCCAGCCAAAUAGAGUUCUCGGGACCUAUGGCCCCUGGUUCGUCCAGCACGAGUUCUGCUCUUCUUGCUCAGGUCCAAAUCCUUAACACGCCGGCCGCUGCUUUGAAGCUUGCGGCCGCUAAAAGAGCAGAGAAUGCACUUACUCAUUCGCAAGAGUGGAUCGCUCAGCAAAGCUCCUCUGGCAGCAAUAAAUCAUCCUCACAAUUGAUUGCCAACUCUCUACAGAGCACGGAAGGUUCGUCAGGUCAAGAACACCAACUGCAAGAUGCUCAAAGACCCAUUGUAGUAGAUUCACAGAACACAAAUGGUGAUCUACAAGGCUCAAGUCUUUUGUCUCACCAGGACAGCCAACGUUUAAUGGAGGUCAUUCCAGAUAGCUCGCUUCUGUCACCUGCCCGGCAUGCACAAGUAUCCCCGCAGGAUCAUGAGUCACCCAAAGAACGGGUCGAGAACGAUCUCAAUCCGUCACCAGCAAUGGUCAACGGGAAGAAACUUAAACGAAGAUUAGCAGAGCUCGAUGACCAGGAGACUGAGGAAAGCCCUUCCAAACGGCCUAGAAAGCUCCUCGAUAGGACCAUCGGUACUACCAGAACACAAAUGAUGGUUGAUGUUGACCCCGACAUUAGUAAUGGAAGUAAUCAUGAGCAUGUAUCUUUGAACAAGGAUGCUCUAAAGGUCUACGACAUGUUCAAAAGGUCAUAUCCCAAAUAUGCGGGCAACUUUGACCAUUUCCAGACCCUGUGCCAUGAAUUACAGUCAUUAUACCGUUGUGGGGUAUUGGAAGACUCUUCUCUGUGGGACGACUUCAUUAUGAGAUAUUGGGCCGACUACGGAACGUAUGUGCAAAAAUGCAUCUCCUCUAGCGAGGAAUUUGAAAGCUACGAGGAGUUUUUCUGCAAACAUUUCACCAAGCCAUCCUUUCGAAAACGCAACCUUACCCCUCGCACACUCGAAAUGGUCGUCUCCAGACUCGAAUCUCCUAUUCAAAAACCAUCAACAGUUGAAAGAGGGUUCCAAACUAUCGACGACAAUUCAGUGAGUGUCUCCGUCACCCGUCGUUCACCGUUGGAAGUAGUCCAGAGAUCCAAAUCUACGUCGAAAGAGUCAAACACGCAAUCGACCCCAUCUGAUGUUUCAGUAGUAGUAGUCGACAGGCCGCACCAAGCAAAUAUUGGUGUCAAGUUGAGCGCACUUAGCGCAUCUCCAAAAAAGCGGCCAGUCAUCGUUGGCGGCGGCAUACAAGUCAACCUCGAGCCACCUACUCCUGAUCACCGGCUUGAUAGAAACCCAGAACAUAUUCAAGAUGAGAACAGAGCAAUAGAAGAAACGCCACCCUCAGACUUCGUCACCGAUGAGAAUAUACUUGAAUUCGAAAGAGAAAAUACUCCUGAAGAUCUCGCCGCCGACUAUCACGACACAGCUAGUAUCGAACUCGGCCUCGAAACGAUGGAAGAAAUUCUCAUUUCUCGACAUGACGAAGACGGAAACGACCCAAACGCCGUCGAAGCAAGAUUCGAACAAAUAUCAAGAAUGCGCCGAGACGACGCUGAAGCCAUUCAGGCACUUUUCACAGCAGAAGUCCCGCCAGCCCCCGAAGAAGAGGAUGCGAGCACUCCAUUCAAGAUUUGGGCGCGUGACGAUCACAACAUCGUAUCUGAGCGCCGUCGACGAGGGGGCCAUGAAGUUCCUCUUGAUAAGAAUGGGAAGAUUAUGAUUGAGGAGUUUCCGCGGAUAACUGAUGAGGGAAGUGAGAAAGAGGCACUAUCACAUCGUGGGAGGUGGAUUUGGCCUCGUCGUUCUGGGAAUAUUUUUUGA
Messenger RNA from Talaromyces marneffei, 3465 nucleotides. RefSeq lists its product as uncharacterized. The transcript has a single exon. Lineage: Eukaryota; Fungi; Ascomycota; Eurotiomycetes; Eurotiales; Trichocomaceae. Bases 1 to 3465 code for a protein of 1154 amino acids. The record is from RefSeq and is a predicted model, not a curated record.